GAUGUUGUGUUGUGGUUUUCUUCUUACUCGACAUUAUCGUCACUGGAUCUGAUGCUGGCAAACAUUUUGAAUAAGAAUUUGAAAUGAAAAUGAUAAGAAAUUUGGUGAUUUCCUUUCAAAACUGGCGUGUUCUUCAGAAUCCGUACUAGCCAAGGUUUUAAGAUUCGACGGAAAUUUUGUUUCACUAGAACAAUUUUCAAACUUACUAUAAUGGCUGCUGUAUGUGUUAUUCGAGAUAACGACUGGCUAAAAUUCUGACAUGAAAAGAAAACUUAGUUGUCUUGUUUCAACAGCUCUCUGUUUACUGGUUGGUGUGUUAUUUUAAAUGAGAACCGGCUAAACUUCGGACAUGAAAAGAAAACCUGGUUGCCUUGUUUCAAGCGUUCUACAUUUACUGACCGUUGUAUUAUUUCAAAUGAGAACUGGCUAAAAUUCGGACAUGAAAUGGAAACCUGGUUGCCUUGUUUCAGCCAUUCUGCAUUUACUGGCUGGUGUGGUUUUCGGGGUCAGUAUUGGUUUGGUCUUUCUUGCUAACGAGCCUCAAAGUCCAGCGUCCCUGGACGGUGAUACACAUCGACGUUUGGUCCAGAGUCUGUUUCGGCCUCAAAGCAAAGAUACAAAGGUCUUACAUCCAGGUGACGACAUCUUUGAUGGGACAACAAACACAACAGCUAACACGAAAAAAUCAGAUUCAAACUGGAGAAACGUGAGUAUCGUAUGCUGGCUUUUCAUCAAGCACGCGCAUGCGUUCUUAAAGACGUCCAGGCUCGUGAACAAUACUUGGGGGCGGAAGUGCAACAAGAUCGUCUUCUUUCUUGAACACUACAAUGCAAGCCUCCCAGCUGUCGGUCUGAAUAAAGAAUUAAUCGAUGGACGUCUCAACUAUAGCUCUUCUAUCAUAGUUUUAGGCUUCCGCUACAUUUUUCAAAAGUAUAUAAACGAUGCUGAUUGGUUUAUUGGAAUAAUCGGCAGCCAGUAUAUCAUUAUGGAAAAUUUACGUCACUUCCUGUCCAAACUGGACCCCAACCAUCCAGCUUACUAUGGCCACAAAUUAGGGUCAUCUGCUGGUGGAACAGUUUUUGCAAGUCCUCAGUCGGGAAUCGUAUUAUCAAAAGCAGGUUUGGGUCUUCUGGGAAACGAGGGACACAAAGGAUUACAGUGCAAUAAUUUCCCGUAUGGAGAGGGCGAGCAGUUUGCCAUGUGCAUGAAUUGGAUAGGUGUGUCGCUGAUGGACACUGUUGAUGAAUCGGGGAAGAGUCGCUUUCUUGUGGCGUCACUGUCCGAACAGUUCCAACCACAAUAUGAAGCGUUUAUUUGUCGCAGCCCUAUUUGGAAGGAUCUAGAACCGCAAAGCUGUAAACAGCCAGCACAGGCCGUCAGUCGUGAGCUGAUCUCAUUUUCAGAAUAUAUGCCGUGGUACUAUCCAGGAUACGAGUAUUUCAUCUACUCCCUCAAAUACGUUCAACCAUGACGGACAUUAAAUGUUCUUUUACCAAUAAAAUAUAUACAUUUGUGUAUACAUAUACACACUAUUGA
Molecule: messenger RNA, 1536 nt
Organism: Gigantopelta aegis
Lineage: Eukaryota; Metazoa; Mollusca; Gastropoda; Neomphalida; Peltospiridae
Product: glycoprotein-N-acetylgalactosamine 3-beta-galactosyltransferase 1-like
Exons: 3
Coding region: 440-1471 (343 amino acids)
Molecular function (GO): N-acetylgalactosaminide beta-1,3-galactosyltransferase activity
Source: RefSeq, a predicted model, not a curated record